Molecule: messenger RNA, 1200 nt
Organism: Plasmodium vinckei vinckei
Lineage: Eukaryota; Apicomplexa; Aconoidasida; Haemosporida; Plasmodiidae
Product: MSP7-like protein
Exons: 1
Coding region: 1-1200 (399 amino acids)
Source: RefSeq, a predicted model, not a curated record
AUGAAGGGAAAAUAUGCAUUAUUAGGUACCUUAGUUUUGUUGAAUUGCGUAUUAGGCAAUAAAACUGAUACAAUAGAAGAUGAGAUAAAUGAAUUAACUGAAAAGUUAAACAAUUUAGAACAAGAUAUCGCUUCUAAUCACAUCUCCGAAGAUGAGGUUAGCGACGAAAUCGAGGAAUUAAAGAUGAAGAUCGAGGAGUUGAAAAAGCUGGCCGAAGAUUAUGACAAUGACACAGUCGAAGGUAAUGCAGAGACACAAGAGGGUGGAAGUGCAGGCACAGGCGGUGCAGAUGGAGUUAGUGCAGGCGGGUCAGGUUCUAAGGCAGCUGGAGAUAAUGCAGACGCAGGCGGUUCAGGUGUGGGUGGCGCAGGUGGCCCAGGUGCAGGCGGAAGCACAGGCGGUGCAAGCGGUUCAGGUUCUGGCGCAGACGCAGGCACAAGUGGAAGCGGUUCAGGUGUGGAUGGCGCAGGUGCAGGCGCAAGUGGACCAACCGGACCAGCCGGACCAGGUAGUUCAACUGGGCCAAACGGAGCAAGUAGCCCAAAUGCGCCAGGAGGUACUGGAGCUCAAGAUAGUUCUAAGGGAACUGGAAGCCAAGGCGUUUCUCAGGAACCUGGAAGUCAAGGUGAUUCUAAGGGACCUGGAAGCCAAGGUGAUUCUAAGGAAGCUGGAAGCCAAGAUGGUUCUAAGGAAUCCCAGGGAACUGAUACAAAACAGAAAUCUCAGGAUUCUCAGGAAUCCCAAGGAGCCAAGGACCCCGCUCCCGAUGCAGAGCCAAAAGGGUCCGGAAUAAUAUAUCUUGAUAGCCUUUACGAUGAACUUCUUAGUGACGCGAAUAAAAAAAAAUUAAUCGAUUCUGAGCACCAUACUAAAUAUAAUGAAUUAAAAAAAAAAUAUGAUCAUUUUGCAAUAACACCAAAAGAAGCUGAAAUAAUAAAAGAUUUAUUAGUAAAAAUGUUUGUAACUAAUACUGAAAAUAAAGCAAAUGAAUUAUUAGCUGUAUUUAAAAAAGCUUUAACUGAUGAAGAAUUUGCAGAAGAAUUCGAUAAUAUAAUAUCUGGUAUUUAUGCCUUUUCAAAAAAAAAUAAUCAUUUAGUAAUUGACCAAGUAGAAUAUAAAGAAAAAUAUGGUAAAUUAUAUGAAACUAUGAGCAAACUUUUUCAAACUUCAUCUUUUCAAGCAUCAACCAAUACUGCCUAA